Molecule: messenger RNA, 847 nt
Organism: Saccoglossus kowalevskii
Lineage: Eukaryota; Metazoa; Hemichordata; Enteropneusta; Harrimaniidae
Source: RefSeq, a predicted model, not a curated record
GUUUUGAUCGUCGCCAUUUGUAUCGCGCAACAUUUUGGGUUUUGAUGGUUUAAACGUCAGUUCCUGUUUUGUCUCUUAUGUGAUCAAGUACAGAUAACUUAUCACCAUGGCAACGUCUGGAUUCUCAAUGCGGAGUAUGGCCAAAGGGAUGAGGUCCGUAUUGAACAUCUACAAUAUGGACAUGUCCAAUCCUGCAUCAGCUCAGGUCAUCUUGAAAGCAGUCACCACAAUGAACGAGGACAUCCAGUUGGUGGAGACUCAGAUGAACGACCUCGUGGUGGAAGGAAACAUACAAGAUGACGCUACACUUGUGCUACAUAAACACAACUUCAUUGGAGCUACCAGCAUCAUAAAGGAAUCACUCUGUCAGCUCGGCAAUAUCGUCAGGCUGGCCGCAACGCUGACGAAUGUGCCAAAAGAAACUAAUGACUGCAUGUACAGCAUGGUGGACAGUGUCAAACGACAGUUCAAUUAUGGAUUCGACCAGGCCAAGGAAAGCUUCAGUGCGUUGAGACAGAGAGUUAAUACGACACCACGUCUUCAAGAAUCCCAACUCAUCCAGAAAAUACUGGAAGAAAUUGGAGAUAAUAUUGAAUUUGCCAGAGCCAAUGAUGAAGUGGAAGAAAGGUUGAAUUGUUUGGAUAAUGUCCGACAAGGUCAGGAGGCAUUGAAUAAUGCCGUAGAUGAAGUGAUGUGUAAUGACUGUCCUGAGGGUGAACGUCAGCAACUCAGACAGAUACAACAUGAAAUGAAUGUUGGUACGAAGAUGUGGGACAUGGUGUUUUAUAUUGGUCAUGUGAUGGUGUUUAUUCUUACACUUGGGGCAAGUGUCAACAGAGCAUCCUAG